Messenger RNA from Microplitis mediator, 1720 nucleotides. Its product is annotated as speckle-type POZ protein-like A. The record is from RefSeq and is a predicted model, not a curated record. Gene Ontology annotation, biological process: regulation of proteolysis; proteasome-mediated ubiquitin-dependent protein catabolic process. The coding region runs from base 177 to 1274 and encodes 365 amino acids. Gene Ontology annotation, molecular function: ubiquitin protein ligase binding. Lineage: Eukaryota; Metazoa; Arthropoda; Insecta; Hymenoptera; Braconidae. Gene Ontology annotation, cellular component: nucleus; cytoplasm. The transcript is spliced from 3 exons.
UGGUGACCAGCAGAGGCGUAUGACGUGUGAACCUGAACCGGCGUCUCUCAGCUCUCACUCACAGUCGAGCUGUCAUUUUGAUACGUGAAAAAUAUUUAGCUCUAUAUCUCGUGUUUCUUUAAAAAAUAUAAUUAAGAAAAAAAAAUUGUUAAGUAUAAAAAGUGUCGAGUUUAAAAAUGCCGUUAAAAAAGAUAGAACGAAACGUUCAUACAGAAUAUCGUACAUGGAAAUUAGAAAAUAUAAGUGAAACAUUCGCAAAAGUAGAUACGUGCAAGAUUGAUUCUUCAGUGGGUCCUGUCGAAGAGACUUACUUCUUUUCUACAAAUUUUCAAGAUCAUGAAAUUGACUGGUACGUCAAGUUGGAUUUUCGUUUUAAUGAAUUGCAUAGUGGAUUCCAGAUAUAUUUCGACGCUGUUGAAAAAUUAAAACCUAAGAAUCAUGUCACCUGUAAUUUUUACCUGGUCGACGCCGACGAAAAUAAGUUUUUCAUUGGACGUAAAAACCGGAAAUUUGAUUCGACUUAUUGUUAUGGACCUGCAGUUGGUUACAGCAUUAUUCAGAAUCAGGCCAAAUUACCAAACACUAAAGAUAAAUUAUUGCCCAAUGAUACCUUGACAUUGUUGAUCGAACUCAACAUUUACUUGGAUGAGAAUCCUAUAUUUCCUUUAGAAGAAUUAUUUUGUCAAAUUGAACAAGUUGUGAAUUUAGAUGACAUCUCGCAUUUGUAUCCACUUAAAGGUGACGGUGACAUUGAGAUUUAUGUGCAAGGUGUUAAAUUUUCAGUCCAUAAAACUGUUAUAGAAAUACGAUGUCCGACACUAUCUAAAAUUAUUGGUGAUCAUCAACAAAUGUCUGACAACAAUAAUAACCAAUUGGUUGUUACGGAUAUCAUGCCAGAAAUAUUUGAAAGAGUUUUAGAAUUUAUCUACACUGGGAAAGUCAAAGACUUGGAUGAUCAUGCAGAAUCUUUGCUAGAAGCUGCUUCGAAAUAUAAAUUAUUAGGACUAAAAUAUAUGUGUGAAUUAUCCCUCACCAACCACUAUCUUACUUACGAAAGCGCUGAAGAGGUUAAAAAAUUGGCUGUUCGUUGUGUUUCCCUUAUGUUAGUUAUAAACGCAGAUUCAAUAAUAAGUGAGUCGUGCACUUCACAAAUGGAUUUUUCUUGUACACGUGAUGGUACACUGAUUAUAACAAAACCCAGUGGUAAAAAAAAGGUGUAUAAAGACCGUUUUAAAAAACCUUUCCCGGAUGGAAUUAAGAUUUUACCAUACUAGAUUGUCUUUGCAUCACUAGAUGGCAAUUCAUUUAUUCAUCUCAGCAAGUGUAUAGCCGCAUGUACGACCUUUUACACUUUUUGCCUUUACAUCGUAACUGCUUCCUUUCUUUAUCUGCUUUUCAUUGUGCGGCUGUGGCCCGACUUGUGCUUAUACUGUACUGUACCAUUACGGUGAUACCCUAUCCUCCACCUUGGCUGUGGGGGUAUAGGGGCAAGGGAAACCACAGAGAAAACCAUUGCCAGUACCCUGAUAACCAGAGUUUCUCGUACAAAAGUUGGUAUUCAUUAGUUUGCGACCAACUUGACGACACCCCGUCGACACCUUUAGCAUUUGCAACUUUUGGCUACAAGUUACCACCACUUUCUGAGAAAGUUGACGUCAGUAUGGAGCCGCAACUGGAAUGCAGGUUUCUUGAGAAAAUGCGAGGCAAUUUACCGGCAACU